CCCGGGUCGGCGCGCGGGGGAACGGCGGCUGAGGCUGGCAAUGGUGCUGGAGACUCUGGCCCGCAUCGUCAAGGUCCAGCUGCCCGCCUACCUCAAGCGCCUGCCGCUGCCCGAGAGCGUCGGCGGCUUCAUCCGCCUCACAGUUUCAGAAUGGUUGCGGUUACUGCCUUUCCUGGGCGUGCUGGCCUUGCUCGGUUACCUUGCUGUUCGUCCCUUCCUCCCCAAGAAGAAACAGCAGAAGGAUAGCUUGAUUAACCUCAAGAUCCAGAAGGAAAAUCCCAAAGUAGUGAAUGAGAUAAACAUUGAAGAUCUGUGCCUCACUAAAGCUUACUGCAGGUGUUGGCGUUCAAAGACGUUCCCUGUCUGUGAUGGCUCCCACAACAAGCACAAUGAAUUAACGGGAGAUAAUGUAGGUCCACUAAUACUCAAGAAGAAAGAAGUAUAGCAGAUGCUUAAUCUAGAUUAUGACUGAUAAAAAGUCUUUUAUACUGUUGUAGUUGCAAUGGACAGCAUUUUACUAUGUGAUUGAUAUGAUUUAGUUUUAUGAUUGCUGUAGAUUUCCUUUUGGAAUAAACUGCAUUUGCACAGUGAUGAAUUUGUCACUGUUUUGGUACCUUAUUCUGAGAAGAAUUUUGCCUGCUUUGUAAAACUGUAAAGUACCUAUCUCUGUAAAUAAGUCGUUUAUUUCAAGAAUAAAUUGACUUUCUACAACUAA
Messenger RNA from Hirundo rustica (Barn swallow), 715 nucleotides. It is a transcript of the gene CISD2, whose product is annotated as CDGSH iron sulfur domain 2. Gene Ontology annotation, cellular component: mitochondrial outer membrane; intracellular membrane-bounded organelle. The record is from RefSeq and is a predicted model, not a curated record. Gene Ontology annotation, biological process: regulation of autophagy; autophagy of mitochondrion. The transcript has 3 exons. The coding region runs from base 41 to 445 and encodes 134 amino acids. Lineage: Eukaryota; Metazoa; Chordata; Aves; Passeriformes; Hirundinidae. Gene Ontology annotation, molecular function: 2 iron, 2 sulfur cluster binding.